AUAUUUCCUAUUCUCUGAUUGCAGCUUUACAAUGCGUAUAUGGAAGCGCAGGAUCAACUGCUAAUAGAAAGACAAGAAAAUAAAAGGAUCACAAAGUACUUGGAUGAGAUCGUAAAAGAGGUGGAGUCCAAGGCGCCCAUUCUGAAACGCCAGCGAGAGGAUUACGAGCGCAUGCAGAAAUCUGUGGCAAGCUUGUCCUCUAAGCUGGAGCAGGCCAUGAAGGAAAUUCAACGGAUGCAAAAUGAAACGGAUCGAGCAAACAAGCUGGCGUCUGUUGCUGAAAGAGAGAAUCAAAGGCUGGAGCGGCAAGUGAAAGAUCUUUCCCAGCAGGUCCGGGUGCUAUUAAUGGAGCUGGAGGAGUCGCGAGGAAACCACGUUCAAAGGGAGGAGGAUGUGAGCUCCGCGAAUAUCAGCAGCUCUUCUGAAGUCAUAACUCAGCACUUAGUCACUUACAGAAACAUCGAAGAAUUGCAGGAACAAAACCAGCGACUCCUCAUCACCCUGAGAGAACUCGGGGAGAAGAAAGAGAAGGAAGAGGAGGAGCUGGCGUCCUCACAACUUUGCGAGUUGAGAAGGGAUCUGGAAAGCACUCACGGUGAAUUGGAGCAGCUUCGGGAAAAUCGUCAACAUCAAAUGCAGGUGUUGGACUCCACAGUACGACAGCGUGACAUGUAUCGCAUUCUGCUGGCGCAGACAACCGGCGUCACGUUUCCCUCAGCAGAUGAUACAUCAAUGACCUCAACUCCCAGGAAGUCUCCGGGAUCUUCUCAGCCCCCAUCGACCCCGACGCCGGCAGUACUGCUUCCAGAAUCCUCCACAGAGGCUGCUGAGGCCAAGGCUGCCCUUAGACAGCUUCAAGAUGUUUUUGAAAAUUACAGAAAAGAAAAGGCAGAAAAUGAUAAAAUGCUGAACGAGCAAAACGAGAAACUGCAGGAACAAGUCACUGAGCUGCGUUCUCAGAACGCCAGAAUCUCCACUCAGCUGGAAUUCGCCUCAAAACGGUAUGAAAUGUUGCAGGACAAUGUGGAAAGCUACCGCCGAGAAAUCACAUCUUUACAAGAGAAAUCCCAAAAAUUGUCAGCGACAACCCAAAAACAGGAGCAGAUCAUAAACACCAUAACACAGGAUCUGAGGGCAGCCAAUGAGAAGCUGGCACUUGCUGAAGUCAAAGCAGAAAAUCUGAAGCGUGAGAAGGAAUUAUUGAAAAUGACUGAAACUCGUCUAAGUCAGGAGAGAGAGUCCUUACUGGCUGAGCAAAGGGGCCAGAACCUACUGCUUACCAACCUACAGACCAUCCAGGUUACUUUGGAAAGGUCCGAGACAGAAAUUCGGCAACGAUACAACAACCAGAUCGAGAGACUGGAACAAGAGCUGACGCAUGUGAAGAAGAAGUUGGAGCACGAAAUAGAACAGAAACACCUGCUGGGCAAGAACCAGGAUGUUCAGAUCCUGGAUAUGAAGAGACAAUACGAUUCCGAGUUAAAUCUUCAUAACAGCACCAAGGAGCUCCUGAAGAAUUCAAACAAAGAUAUCGCCACCUUGAGGCAACAGCUCGCCAAUUUCGAAGCUCAGCUGGCAUCGCGCUCCAGUCAGCCAUCUGUAGAAGACAAAGAGGCAAAUGCUGAAGAUUUGGAGGAAAUAAAGAAUAAGCUGAAGCAGGCUACAGAGCAAAUCAGUGACCUGAAGGAGAGGCUGAAGACUUCCACCAGCAACGUGGAGCAGUACAGGGAGGUGGUCCUCGGCCUGGAAGAGUCUUUGAACAAGGAGAAGCAGGUGACUGAUGAGACACGUACAACCAUAGAAGCGCGCUUGAAAGAAGCCACAGAGUACCAGUCACAGCUUGAGAAGAAGCUGAUGGAACUAGAGAAAGAAAAGCAAGAACUUCGAGAUGAGAAACAUAAAUCUGUGGAGACCUUGGAGCAGCAGUUAUCGCAGCUGAAACAGAGUCUCUCCAGUUUGCAAGCGGAAGUCCAGUCUGCUCUUCAGAGGGCGGCAACUGCUGCAAAUAACGAACAGAAAGCCAAACAGGACUGUCAGGAGCAAGCAAAGAUCGCUUCAGAAUCGCAGAACAAGUAUGAGCGGGAAUUAAUGCUUCAUGCCGCUGACGUUGAAGCUCUUCAGGCUGCCAAGCAACAGUUAAGCGGCACCGCCGCCACCCGUCAGAAAUCAGAAGAGGCGGCCCAGAAAGCCCAGUCCCAGCUGCGGGAGUGCAAAGCUUCCUGGGAGGAAAGAGAGCGAAUACUGAAGGAUGAGACCUCCAAGAAUCGCUCCCGCUGUGAGGACCUGGAGAAGCAGAACAGACUGUUACAUGACCAGAUUGAGGCUCUCAGCAGGAAGAUGAUGGCCUCUGUUCAGGAAGGAGCUCUCAAUGUGUCUCUGAGUGAGGAAGGGAAGUCUGAAGAACAAGUCAUGGAGAUUCUCAGAUUUGUAAGACGUGAGAAGGAAAUCGCGGAAGCGAGGUUUGAUGUUGCGCAGGUUGAAAGUCUUCGCUAUCGCCAGCGUCUAGAGCAUAUGGAGAAGGAGAUGAAUGAGCUGCAGGACAGCCUGAAUGCCGAGCGGGAAAAGGUUCAGGUGACAGUGAAGACCAUGGCCCAGCAUGAAGAGCUGAUGAAGAAAACGGAGACCAUGAACGUUCUGAUCGGAACCAACAAAAUGUUGAGGGAAGAAAAGGAAAAACUGGAACAAAAUCUUCAGCAGCUACAAGCCAAGAUCAGAAAGUUGGAAUCCAAUAUAUUGCCGUUGCAAGAGUCCAACUCUGAGCUGAGUGAGAAGAGCGGGAUGCUGCAAGCGGAGAAGAAGUUGCUGGAGGAAGAUGUGAAGCGUUGGAAGGCCAGAACACAGCACUUAUUAAACCAGCAGAAAGAUUCGGAUGCCGAGGAGUGCAAGAAGUUGCUUUCUGAACGAGACGUCAAUGUGAAGAGAAUUCAGCAGCUCACCGAGGAAGUCGGGAAAUUGAAAACGGACACGGCGAGGUUGAAUGCGUCUCUAAAUACGAGUCAGAGUCAGUGUCAGAGCGCCAGAGAAGAACUCGCCAAAGUGAAAGCCGAGAGAGAAAAUCUCCAGAAAGAUCUGGAUGUGAAAGUCACCGAUAUCCAAGAAAAGAUAAAAACCAUCACACAGGUGAAAAAGAUUGGAAGGAGAUACAAGACCCAGUAUGAGGAGCUCAAAGUCCAGCAUGAUAAGUUGGUUGCGGAGACGUCCGUGGCUCAGGCAGCGCAGUCGGAGGAGCAGGCUUCCCAGAAGGAGAUUCUGGAGUUGAAGGAUUCUCGGGCGAAGGCUGAAGCAAAGAUCUCAACACUGGAGAGCCAGAUGGAGACCCUGCAGAAGACUGUCGAUGAUAAAGAAAAAGAAGUGAAAACUCUGCAGGAUCAGAUCACCCAACUUCAGUCUGAGGUGUCCAAAGCUCAUAAGGACAUGCAGGAGAAAACCGCACAGGAAGAGCAACUGCGCCAACAAAUCACUGAGAAGGAGGAGAAAACGAAGAAGACGCUCUUAGCAGCUAAGCAGAGACUCUCACACCUUAAUAAUCUGAAGGAACAACUUACUAAUGAAAAUGAAGAUUUGAAAAAGAAAAUUACGGAUCUCAACCAGCAGAGGGAGGAGCUGGACGUUCGCAUGAGCGCUUUGAAAUCGCAGUACGAAGGACGCAUUUGUCGCCUGGAGCGUGAGAUGCGCGAGCAACAAGAGCGCCAUCAGGAGCAAAGAGACGAGAGUCAGGAACAAUCUAAAGUCCAGGAACAGCGGCAGAUUAAUGUAAAGUCAUCGGCGGCUCCCGGGGAAAGAGGAAUUGCAAGUACAUCAGAUCCGCCCACUGCGAACAUUAAGCCCACGCCAGUGGUUGCGACCCCCAGCAAAGUGCCUGCAACGUCCAGACCGCCGAGGGCCAGCAUUCGCCCCAUGGUGACUCCUGCCGUCACCUCUACUCCGACUACCACCCCAACCGCUACCGUCAUGCCAACAACGCAGGCCGAAACGCAAGAAGCAAUGCAGUCGGAAGGUAUGUUGGAGCACGUCCCAGUGUUUGGAAGUACCAGCGGAUCCGUUCGUUCCACCAGCCCGAAUGUCCAGUCAUCUCUGGCACAACCUGUGCCAGCUGUUCAGCAACAGACGGCGUUUGUCCAGCCUACUCAGCAGUCUCAUGCAACCAUAGAGCCCUGCAGUCAGGAGAUCGCUGUGGUGGAAGUGGUGCAGAGCUCCCCUGUAGAAAGGCCAAGCACCUCUUCUUCAUUAUUUGCCCCAUUUUCAGCGACCCCGACUUCUUCUUCAAUCCCGAAACGUCCACGCGAGGAGGAAGAGGGUUCUGUGGAAAUGACGGAACAUACAGGGGAGGAGUCGGAUGUACCCGCCAGUAAAAAACAGAGGGGUGUGCAAAGAGUGGAGCCCGUGGAGGAAGUAUUACAGGAAGAAAUCACUGAACCCGAGUCUCACACCUACGACCAGGAAUCUCAAGAUGCUCUUUCACAGUUUGGAACUUUGGACUUUCAACAAAUGCCCGACACUGAAGAGACCUCCCAGUCCCUCGGGGAGAUCGCCGCUCAGUCUUCGGAUCCGUCCCAAAGCGCGCAAUCCACCCAGACCAAGAACGAGAAUGUGAUCGUUAUAGACAGCGAUGAGGAAGAGGAGGAGGAGAAUGAAGGCGAUCAGGAGGACAUGCAGGGCUACGGGGAGGAUGAAGAUGAUGAGGAUGAUGCUGGAAUGGGCGAUGGAGACGAGAGCAACGGUGAAGGCGGCAGCGCUGAUGGCAACGAAGCCUAUGAAGGAGAAGACGCUGCUUGUGCGGACGGCACGGAUCCUGGAACAGAGACGGAAGAAAGCCUGGGCACCGGAGACGGCGGGCAGCGACCUGCGGACUCACAAAACACUGAAGCGAGUUUGGGAUCUGCAGAGUCUGCACAAGAAGCGCGGGAACAGCCGUCCUCGGCCUCCGAUAGACCAACUCCUCGGCCUCCGCAGUCUCCUCGCAGACAACCCCACCCUCUGCCUCUUUGCUUGACGAUUCCAGCGCCACCCCCAGAGCUUGGCCCACCUCCUCAGAGAAUUCAGAUGGCCCGCAGACAGUCCGUAGGACGCGGAUUGCAGCUCACACCCGGCCUAGGAGGCAUGCAACACUUUUUUGAUGAUGAAGACCGCACAGUGCCGAGCACACCGACCCUCGUUGUCCCCCACAGAACAGACGGCUUCGCAGAAGCAAUUCACUCUCCGCAGGUUGCCGGCGUCCCUCGCUUUCGGUUCGGUCCACCAGAAGACAUGCCUCAGGCCAGCUCCAGCCACUCCGACCUCGGCCAGCUGGCUUCCCAGGGAGGUGAGACAUGGAGCAGUUUCUCUUACGAUCGAUCGACCAUCAGUAGUGGCUUAGGAAUGUACGAGACGCCUCUGUUCCUCGCUCACGAAGAAGAGUCCGGAGGUCGCAGCGUUCCGACCACACCACUACAGGUUGCAGCACCAGUUUCUGUCUUUACUGAGAGCCCGGCCGCUGACACGUCUGACCACGCCUCCCAGUCUGUCCCGAUGGUCACGACCUCCACCGGUAACGUCUCGGCGUCUGUAGAGUCCGGAGCAGCGGAUGAAGGAGACGAGGUUUUUGCGGAGGCCGAAUCUGAAGGAGUCGGCUCAGAAGCCACAAUGGAAGAAACGAGGCAAGAGCAGGAAAGUGCCCAACCUUCCGAAUCCGAUCUUCCCUCCACGAGCCAAGACCCCCCGACCUCCUCCUCUUCUGCAGACACGAGCACCAGUCAGCCGAAGCAGAGCAUGAGAAGAGUGAGACUCCAUCCGCAGACCGGGCGCCCCGCCGUACGAGGGCGCCAAAUCACCCGACAGGGAGGAGUUCCCUUCGGAGGCGGUCGCGGUGGAAUAAAAAGAAGCCACUUUUGAGCGCUCGGGAUCGAUCGAUCGAUUCCUUUACUUGUGAAUAUGUGAAGCCGGACUUUCUGAUUUUAAGCAAUGUUUGCAUUUCAAUAUUUUUUUUUUUGUAAAAGUGAAAUUAAAGAUUUAUUAUCAAAACCGCAAAA
This is a messenger RNA of Rana temporaria (common frog), 6008 nucleotides long. It is a transcript of the gene TPR, whose product is annotated as translocated promoter region, nuclear basket protein. The record is from RefSeq and is a predicted model, not a curated record. Gene Ontology annotation, molecular function: structural constituent of nuclear pore. Gene Ontology annotation, biological process: protein import into nucleus; mRNA export from nucleus. Lineage: Eukaryota; Metazoa; Chordata; Amphibia; Anura; Ranidae. The transcript is spliced from 40 exons. Gene Ontology annotation, cellular component: nuclear pore. Bases 40 to 5871 code for a protein of 1943 amino acids.